AUGGACAUGUUCACACGGGACACACAGCGGGACACUCAGCGGGACACACAGCGGGACACACAGCGGGACACUCAGCGGGACACACAGCGGGACACUCAGCGGGACACACAGCGGGACACACAGCGGGACACACAGCGGGACACUCAGCGGGACACUCAGCGGGACACACAGCGGGACACACAGCGGGACACUCAGCGGGACACACAGCGGGACACACAGCGGGACACAAAACGAGACACACAGCGGGACACACAGCGGGGCACAAAACGAGACACUGAGCAGGACACUCAACGAGACACUCAACGACACACACAGCGGGACACAAAGCGAGACACUCAGCGAGACACUCAACGAGACACACAGCGGGACACACAGCGGGACACAAAGCGAGACACUCAACGAGACACUCAACGACACACACAGCGAGACACUCAACGAGACACUCAACGAGACUCACACGAGACACUCAGCGAGACACUCAACGAGACUCACAGCGAGACACUAAACGAGACACACAACGGGACACCUAAUGAGACACACAGCGAGACACUCAACGAGACACACAACGAGACACUCAACGAGACUCACAGCGAGACACUCAACGACACACACAGCGAGACACUCAACGACACACACAGCGAGACACUCAACGACACACUGCGAGACACUCAACGAGACACACAGCGAGACACUCAACGACACACACAGCGAGACACUCAACGACACACACAGCGAGACACUCAACGACACACACAGCGAGACACUUAA
Molecule: messenger RNA, 768 nt
Organism: Mya arenaria
Lineage: Eukaryota; Metazoa; Mollusca; Bivalvia; Myida; Myidae
Product: clumping factor B-like
Exons: 3
Coding region: 1-768 (255 amino acids)
Source: RefSeq, a predicted model, not a curated record